AUGGCAUCAGGUACUUCAUCUGCGAAAUUUGAUGUUGUCAAAAUUUAUGGAACUAGUAACUUCGGUUUAUGGCAGAAAAGGAUGAAGGAUUUUUUUGUGCAGCAAGGGAUGGUGAAGGUCGUGUAUGGUGUUCAAUUGGAUGGCAUGAAUGGGGCUAAUUGGAAGGAAAUGGAGGCGAAGAUGGUGCCUACUAUCAGAUUAUGUAUGGCGAAUGAUGUGUUGUACAACAUCAUGGAAGAGGAUUCUCUUGUGGCUAUUUGGAAAAAGCUUGAAAGCUGGUACAUGUCUAAAUCUCUUGCGAAUAAACUUUUUCUUCAGCAAAGGCUUUAUUGGCUUAAGAUGCUCCAGCUGAGCAUUUUCCAUGCUUCCAAACAUCCACUUGAUGAAGUUCAAGUUGUCGAUGUUGAUAUGAUUAACGAAUGUGUUGAGGAAGCAACUCCCUCAAUUUUGUGGAGAGAUCCUUUGGAGGACAUGCUUCAGCCUAAAAGCCUCCCUACCUCUAACCUGGAGGACUUUUAUGAGAAACCUUUUGCAACUUAUGAUUCGGACUUCAGUUUACAGGAAAAUUUCGGGGUUAGUGACAGGCCUAGAACACCAUUGAGAGACAUCACUUUGUUGCAAGUACAGUCAUUUGUGAGAGACGACUCGAUUAACAAGGAGUGA
Molecule: messenger RNA, 663 nt
Organism: Malania oleifera
Lineage: Eukaryota; Viridiplantae; Streptophyta; Magnoliopsida; Santalales; Ximeniaceae
Exons: 3
Coding region: 1-663 (220 amino acids)
Source: RefSeq, a predicted model, not a curated record